ACGAUCACGGUAUCACCAGCUUCGGAUUCGUCGAUACAUCGCAGCCUGACCAUUUUUCAUCUUUAUCCCAGUUCUUACAACGUCAAACUUUGGAUAUCCAAGGUGUUAUCCCUCACCGCAUUUUCAAGCUAGCUAUGGUCGCUCCCUGCAUCUGUUGUUGACAGCUCGGAGCGGUCAAGCGAUCCCAAAAAAUCACCAUCACCAUCACCUUCACCUUCCUUCACCACCAAAGCCACACCCGAUCGUCGCUUCUAAUCCCCAAAAGUCAUCCCAGGUUUUGAGCACAAUAAGCGCAAGCGCUACUAUGACACGAUCUUCGCACUACCAAAUGCCGGGCGCAUACUGGGACAGUCAAACGACCGGCGUCCACCCCGGCAUCUUUCGACCUCCCAUCUCCUCCUCCUCUGCCGCCUCAUCGAUGCAUCUCGUCCAGUCAGCCGCCAGCCUCGUAUCCGAGAAUGCAUCGUCUGCCAUGCAAGCCAAGCGAAAACGAGACCGAAAAGAGUCGUCACGCGAACAUACACCGUUGCAGGAGUGGUCCGACGCCAACAUGAACAUGAACAUAGACAGUCUAGGCAGUCACACACCCCACCUCGACACUCCUGGGGCGGGAAGACGAGAACGAGCCAUCUCGGGCCGCUACACUCUUGCUGGCCAGCUUGAGACCCCAGGAGGCGGCGGCGGCGGCGGCGGCCUCGAGGACAGUCUGUAUUCCGACAGCGACUACCGGAGGGCUCUUGGAUCCAAGAGACCUUUCGCCGAAGCCGAGUCGCCUGCAAACGGCCACCCGCACUUGCUGGUCAAACCUGACCACCAGGCGGGAUCGAACGAAGGCUGGAGCAAGCUUGCUUUCAAUACCAUCGGUGGUGUUGUGGGGAAGUUCUGGGAGUUUUGCAAGACCGGCGCCUUCAAGGGGUUCUACGCCGGUGGUGGAAAGGGAUACGCGCUGAAUGAUCAUAAUACUAUCAACAGCAACGGUCAACAGGCCGUCCCGACAUGGGAUUCGCGAACAGCCAACGGAGCGAAUAUGCAGGCGGUCCAGAACACAGAUGGAUACUUCCCUUCGUUCAAUCCCUCCUCCGUCACCGAUCAUACCGUUCCGGGCGGAUUCCCGCAGUCCGACUACGCACCCUACAGCCCCGAGUGCUUCGAAAACACGACGCCCGAGUCGACGCCAUCACAGCCGGCCGCGAAGCGCAGACAGCUCGACGAAGGCGACGAGUUGCGGCGGAACUGGAUCGUGGUCGACGAACCGACGUCAACCCGGAAGAAGAACAAUCCGCGACCCAUCUCGCGAAUGUCGGCCCGCACCACCCCUUCGCGAAACUCUCGACCUUCCAUAAAUACAGGCCGACGCAUCAGCGUCCCCGUCUCCCGGCUCAGUUCGAGCGCGGCGGCCGCCGCCGCCGCCUCGCCCCGCCGAACGGCGCACGCGAACCACAACCGCAUCUCCCACGCCGGCUCCCCCGGCCUCAGCCCCCGCGAACCAGCCAGCUUUGCCAGCUUUUCCGGCGCCCGGCUCUCCUUCUCGAGACCGUCGUCCCCGGGACCGCUCUCCCCCAGCCGCAUCCCCGUGCCGUCGCGUCCCGCCGGCAGCGGCAACGGCAGCGGCAACAGCAACGGCAACGGCAGGAGCAGCCUGGGCCCCAAUCCGUUCGCGCGGCCGUCGAGCUCGGCGGACUCGUACCAUCCCCGCAACGGGAGUAGCGAUGCUGCUGCUGCUGGCGCCCCCCAUUUUACCCACCGACGGACGCAGAGCGGCGCCUCGGCGGCGACCUCGCGGGCGCCGCCGAAGCCGCGUGAGGAGGGCAUCCUCCAGGACAGCCCGCGUCUGACGCCCGAGGCGAAGAAGUUGGCGGCGAAACGGAGGCGGGAGGAGCAGAAUGCGGAUAUGCGGAUGAACGAUUUCAAUACACGGCUCCAGGAGAUGAUCCGACAGGGGAAGGAAGCGCUGGGGACGAAGAUUGAGGUGGCUGGGGAUGCUGGGGGGUGGGAAUCCGAGGAUGACUGAGGGGGAGUUUCAUUUUAUUUUUUUUCCCCCUUCUUCUUCACUUCAUGCCCUGUCUCUUUCUUCAUAAUGUCUCCCUCUUUUCUUUCCGGACCAGGCGGGAAAUUGUCUUUUCUCUCAACGGCCUGGAGUUUGGCGCCGCGUGUUGACCAUCUACUGAGUACGGAUGGGAGACUUGGAACGUUAUGACGGGGGGCGACACUCGACGCCGGGAUCAACGCCCCAUGAUUUUACAUCUUCUUCUACUUCACUUCUUCUACUUCACUUCUUCCAUGUCUGAUAUCCCUGACUCUCUGGCUUACAUGGGCGGACAUUGUGGAUUUUCGUCGCUUGAGAUACCUAGUCUUUUUUUAGAGUGAUGUUAUUCCGACUGGCGUCCCGAUGCCGACAGCUAUUAGCUAUUCUACCUGACUACCAUCCUGUCCCUUUCUAUAAGGUAAUGAAAGAAUACGCUGGAUUAAUGGAUCAGACCCGGCU
Sodiomyces alkalinus F11 is the source of this 2485-nucleotide messenger RNA. RefSeq lists its product as hypothetical. Bases 305 to 2011 code for a protein of 568 amino acids. The transcript has a single exon. Lineage: Eukaryota; Fungi; Ascomycota; Sordariomycetes; Glomerellales; Plectosphaerellaceae. The record is from RefSeq and is a predicted model, not a curated record.